AUGCAUUUAGAAGGCUUUACAGUUGAGCUGCUGGUCGAUGGGCAACCUCUUGAGGAAUAUAGUGAACCUGCCUCAAAACAAGCUACUUGUGAGGACAAAUCAUAUAUCAGAAACGAAGAUACACUUGAACCGCAGAUGAGUGAUAAAAUAGUGUAUGCGGCGGUCAGAGAUCCAAACGCGGACUUUAAAGUACGAUUUUCAGGCUCAACCCAUAAUAAUAGUAAUGGCCUUUUAUCAGCGAACGUACACAUCGAUGGUAAAUAUGAUUGGACGUAUACUGCAUUAGCCAGGAGCAGCAACAACAACACCACCACGAAAUCAGUAUCACAAGGUUCCUUUGAGAAUGAUGAAGAAGGAAUAAGAAAACAAAAAUUCAAAUUUGGUACGAAACAAUGGACCGAAAAGAAUGAAGUGUCCCAAGUUGGAAGUUUUGGAGUUGUCUCGGUAGUCUUUUAUAAAGCUCGACGAGUGGUGGUAACACGUCAAAGCACACCACGCGAAAAUCAUCAGAUGAAGGGACGACAGCAGCAGCAGCAACAACAAAGACAACAUGUAAAGGAUAAAUCGCCUUCAUCAUCUUCAUCAUCAAAGAGUAAACUUGCAUCGCUCCCUAAAAAUCGUCGUCGUAAGAAAAGGACACAUAAUAAAAGACCACGUAAUACAAUUCAUCUGAAGGAGGAAGGCGAUCCAUUGGCUAUUUUACAUUUACACUAUCGUUCAGUUGAAUGGUUAAAGAUGAUUGGUCACGAUAUUCCCGAAAAAAUAAACGAGGAAGAACAUAUGAUUGUGGAAGAAGCGCGAGAGAAUCGAAAUGAUACUCAACAGUUAUCCGAAAAACAGGAAUCAGCAACAUUCUCUAUUAUGGACAUUGCAACAUAUGGAUGGUCACGAUUAAAAUCAAUGACCAGAAAAAUAUUUUGA
Messenger RNA from Ambispora gerdemannii, 921 nucleotides. The record is from the annotation of a GenBank genome assembly. NCBI's taxonomy places the organism in Eukaryota, Fungi, Glomeromycota, Glomeromycetes, Archaeosporales, Ambisporaceae.